Messenger RNA from Trematomus bernacchii (emerald rockcod), 1440 nucleotides. RefSeq names its product transmembrane protein 271-like. The transcript has a single exon. NCBI's taxonomy places the organism in Eukaryota, Metazoa, Chordata, Actinopteri, Perciformes, Nototheniidae. The record is from RefSeq and is a predicted model, not a curated record. The coding region runs from base 306 to 1091 and encodes 261 amino acids.
CUAGCUCCUCAAGAGGAGGACAAAAAAGGGAAAACUUUUCCUCAACAGGAGUCUGAUAGGCGGUGGGGUAAAGUGAUCAUUGCGUUUGCAUGGAUUAUCGAUAAGUGCAAAAAAGAGGCAUUAGUUAUUAAUAUAUUCCUUUAAAGAGCGGGGAUGCGAGAGAGACGCCACAGUGGCGAGGAUCGCCCGCGCUGAACCGGAGGAGUCACCGGCAGAUGAUGUCCCGAUGUGAGAGUGCUUCCAGAGGAGACGAGGGAGGAUGAAGAAGGGGGAAGAGGGCUCUGGAGCGGCAGAGGUGGAAUAUAAUGAAGUUGAGUGGGAAAGGACUGUGCACCGUGUUCACCAGCACCCUCCUCUUCGUGUGCGCCCUGAGCGAAGUUGUGGUUGGAUUAAGAUGCGUCUCUUUGGGAUCUACGGUGAGGGCGCAUUUCCACCUCGGCGCCGCGGCCGGGGCUUUCUACUCCGGGCUCCUGGUGGGGGUCGGCCAGGUGCUGCUGGGCUCCGCGCUGCUCUUUUGCAUGGAGAAGCCCGGCUGCAGGAAUUUCUUCCUCCUCGGGGUUGUGGUGUUCUUGUUGGGGGUGCUCACCGCCUUCUCGGGCGCUGUGGUGGACGGGGACACUGCUUCUCUGGUGGAGAGGAAAUACACCCACUACUGCUUCCACUCUUUGGAAGAGAGCUCUGCCUGCGAGCAGCUAAGGGAUUACCAGCGGAGUUUGGUCAUCUCCACUGUUCUCAGCACCCUGGAGUGCCUCCUGGGGCUCAUCAACUUGGUGGCUAUCAAAAGGUACAACUCAGCGCAGUUUACUAGGAGCCGACAGAGGCAGCGAGCCGAGGCGAUCAUCUUCAGCGAGGAGCGGGACUGCUCCUCGGCGGAUUUUCAGCCGGUGUCUUACAUCAAUCUGGGUGUUUUUAACGUGUUGGACGAAACAGGUGCAGAAGUGCAGUGCGGGGGGCAUCCGUCAAUAGAGCUGCCGGGAUACUCGCCAACAGACCCGGAGCUCAACCAUUGCUUCCCUUUCUCAUACCCGCUCCCCAGCGAACUCCCGCCCGCAUAUGAAGACAUUUUCCCCGCUGAGGCAUGCAACACAUAGCCGCCCUGGAGCAGCUUUCUCCUUUUCCUCUGCUGUGACAAUCAAUGACUUUGUGCUUAAACAAUCCCAUUCUUCUUGUUCUUCUUCCAACUCACACAACAACAAAAAGCAGUAAGUUACAAAGGAGGACUACAGUGGAUUUAAUUCACCUGAUUCCUUCGCAUUCAGAUAUUUUCUUACACCUGCCUGGUAUUGUACAUCAGCAGUGAGAAUAUGAACUAUACUCAUCAAAGUGACAGGCCCAGACAGUGCAGGCCCAUAAACGCAACAGCUUGCUAGUAUGACAAAAGCAGAGUUUGUGUUUUGAAUGUUUGCUGUUAAACAUUUUUACUUGUGAAUAAAAAGUGUA